Molecule: messenger RNA, 4001 nt
Organism: Cyprinodon variegatus (sheepshead minnow)
Lineage: Eukaryota; Metazoa; Chordata; Actinopteri; Cyprinodontiformes; Cyprinodontidae
Gene: nid1a
Product: nidogen 1
Exons: 20
Coding region: 65-3634 (1189 amino acids)
Biological process (GO): cell-matrix adhesion
Molecular function (GO): calcium ion binding
Source: RefSeq, a predicted model, not a curated record
GCAGUUCAUUUAGUCUUUCUUAUUUCCCCAGUCUGGAUGUUCUGCUGCUUGUGAAACUGGAACAAUGGGUUGGUUAAAUUCAGGAUGGUUCCUUUGGGCCAGUUUUGUCGGAUUCAUAGCAUCCGUGCAGAGCAUAAGACGAGACGAGCUUUUCCCUUUCGGUUCGGGCGCAGGAGACCAGUUAUUGGACCCAGCGAAUGACCAGACAUACCGCCUCUCACUCACCAAGCCCCUGUUUUUUUAUGAUGGCACAUUCGACAGUAUUUUUAUCAACACGAACGGUUUUGUCGCCACAGCAAAACCAACAGAUGAGUCGGCAUACCUUGGUAAAAUGCCUCCAACGUUCGGCAUGGUGGCAGCCCUGCAGGGAGAUCUGGACACCAGUGACGGUGUGGGGAGAGUUUCCUUCCGUCAGGAUUAUAGCCCAGAUGUUCUCCGUCGGGCAGCUGAGCACAUCAACAGGGCAUUCCCGGAGGAUGAUGAGGUCAGUCCCACAGCUGCUGUGGUGAUCACCUGGAUUACCGUCGCCGCUCAUGAACCCCAAUCCAGAGAAGAUGGUAUUGAGAAGAAGAGGAACACCUUCCAGCUGGUUCUUGCAUCUCUGGACACUGCCUCAUAUGCCAUUCUCCUCUACCCAAGGGAUGGGGUACAGUUUGUAACCACGCCUUUAGGAGACGGUGAUAUGAUCAUGCAUGCUGGCUUCAGCAAAGGUUUGGUUGAAGGGUUCUCCGGUCCCAUACAGGGACAAUAUUACCGCACCACCACAGACAGCGAGGCUUCUGUUAGGGCGUUGGCAGAAGAGACCAACUCAGGCAUGCGUGGUGUAUGGGUGUACGAGAUUGGAACUUCUCCCCAUUUUUCCAACGUUGCUCCUGGGGAGGUCACCGAUCUGCCAACGGAGGCCCCACUAUCCGCUGCUGAAAGCCAUAGACUACAGAAUUCCUCUCCCAAUAAUCCCGACGCUGGGCAGAUUGAGGUCCUUCCCGUUCAAUACCAACUACUACAGCCGCAGAACCCAGAAGUAGUUGAGAUCGAUGACGCAGAGAUUGAUGUAAAUGUGUUCACAUACCUUCCUGGGACAUGUGCCACCAACAGAAACAAGUGCUCCCACUUUGCAGACUGCAGAGAUUAUGCCAGUGGAUACUGUUGCCACUGUAGACCUGGCUACUAUGGAAACGGCAUACAGUGUGUGGCAGAGGGAAAGCCACAGAGGAUGAAUGGUAAAGUAAAUGGACGGCUGUUUGUUGGCAACUCUCCAUCUCCCAUUGAAUUCAGCAGCAAGGACCUCCACUCAUACGUAGUGGUCAACGAUGGUCGAUCCUAUGUUGCCAUCAGCGAUAUUCCUGCUGAUCUGGGGCCUUCUCUGAUGCCGUUGUCCGCCAUCAGCGGUGCGAUCGGUUGGGCCUUUGCUCUUGAGCAACCUGGCUUUAAGAACGGCUUCAGCAUUAUUGGGGGGGAGUUCACCCGACAGGCUGAAGUAACCUUCCUCCCUGGGAACGAGAAGCUGACCAUUAGACAGGAGUUUAAAGGGACUGAUGAACAGGACCACCUGGUGGUGAGCACCACCAUUAAUGGCCAAAUCCCUGAGGUGCCUCUAGGUGCAAGCAUCCAGACAGACCCUUACACAGAAAUCUACCAGUACAGCAACAACUUGAUCACCUCAUCCUCUACUCACAACUACAAAGUGAUUUUGCCUGAUGGCUCCAAUGAAAACAGAAGGUAUCAAUGGAAUCAGAGAAUUUCCUUCCAGGGCUGCCAGCAUGGCAAUGCUUUGAGCGAUAUGAAGCCUACCCAGCUGCUCAGCGUGGACCAAGUCUUUGCUCUGUAUGAUGCUCCCAAUAACCUCCUUCGUUUGGCCAUGAGCAAUAAGAUUGGUGAUGUAAAUGGGGGGGAACCAGCAGACAACCCAUGUUUCACUGGGAGACACCGCUGUGACACCAAUGCUGUUUGCCGACCUGGCCAAGGAAACGACUUUACAUGCCAGUGUGCCUCUGGAUUUAAUGGCGAUGGCCGUACAUGUUUUGACAUCGAUGAAUGCAGAGAAAAUCCUGGGAUCUGUGGACCUAACUCCGUCUGCAACAAUCAACCUGGGACUUUCCGCUGCGAAUGUGAAGAUGGGUAUCAGUUUGGUACUGAUGGACGAACAUGCAUUGAGGUUGAUCGACCAGUGAACCACUGUGAUGAAGGAACGCAUAACUGUGACAUCCCAGAGCGAGCUCAGUGUAGCUACAACGGAGGUUCCUCCUACAUCUGCACCUGCCUACCAGGGUUCGUUGGAGAUGGGAAAAGCUGCCAAGACGUGGACGAGUGUCGGCCGAGCCGGUGCCAUCAGAACGCGGUGUGCACUAACACACAGGGUUCGUUCAUCUGCCAGUGCCGACCCGGUUACAGCGGAGACGGCUUCUACUGCUCCACAGAAAGGGAGAAAACUCGAUGUGAGGCCAUCAGGGAAAGUCUUUUGGAUCAGACCAGCUUCAAUCCACGUGGGCCUCGUCUUCCUGUCGGCCAGUUUAUCCCACGGUGUGAUGAAAAUGGUGAUUUUCUGCCAGUUCAGUGCCACGACAGCACUGGACAGUGCUGGUGUGUAGAUCGAAAUGGACAAGAGAUCCCUGGGACAAGCACCGGCCCCGGCAGCAGUCUGUUCUGUAUUCCCUAUGGUACUGUGGCUCCACCUGUGGGACCCCGGCCCACACCUCAUGUGGUUUUGCCCCCAGGGACGCACCUCCUGUUUGCGCAGAGCGGCAGAAUAGAUCACAUCCCAAUGGAAGAUUAUAAUAUGAAAAAGGAAGAAGCUAAGGCUGUCCUCCAUCUGCCUGGUAAGGUAAUCAUUGGAGUGGCCUACGACUGCAAGGAGAAAAUGAUUUAUUGGACAGACAUUACAUCUCCUUCAAUUAGCAAGGCCAGCAUCGACGGAGGGGAACCCACUGCCGUCAUUACGUCAGGUCUAAGCAGUCCUGAAGGAAUCGCCAUUGACCACCUUGGAAGAACGAUGUUCUGGACGGAUUCUAUGAAUGAUUGCAUUGAGGUGGCGUCUCUUGAUGGGGCCCAGCGUCGUGUCCUCAUUAACACAGAUCUUGUGAACCCUCGAGCCAUCAUUACAGACCCCGUUAACGGGAAUUUGUACUGGGCGGACUGGAAUCGUGAGGCUCCUAAGAUUGAAACCUCCUACAUGGAUGGAUCCAACAGGAGAGUCUUGGUUCAGAGCGAUCUGAUGCUGCCGAACGCCUUAACUUACGACCCUCAGACUUCGUUGCUGUGUUGGGCAGAUGCAGGCACACAUAAAAUGGAGUGCAUGAAUCCUGGCCGCGGCCAACGCAGCACGGUGUUGGAAGGAAUCCACUACCCGUUUGGAAUUACAACUUUUGGGAAGAACAUCUACUACACUGAUUGGAAAAGGAAUGCAGUUGUUGAAGUGGACCAUUACGCUGAACAGGAGUCAGAUGAGUUCCUGCCACAGAAACGGGCCAACGUCUAUGGAAUCACCACAGCAUACGCCCAGUGUCUUCCAGGGCAAAACUACUGUUCUGUGAACAACGGAGGCUGCACUCACCUCUGUUUAGCAACACCGAGAGGCCGCUCCUGUAGGUGUCCCGACAACGGAGAGAGCCUGGGCUGCUACGAGAGAGAUUACUAAAACAUGGAGGGUUGGAGACGUUUGAACCACUCAGUGAUGCAACUUUUUUUUAUGUCACAAAAAUCUUUUUAAUUUUUUCUACUCAGAAGAAUCCCAUUCAUAAUAGGUUCUGUAAAUAAAAAUGACACUAUCAUGUUUAAUUAUUUCCUGAGUGCACAUAAACUGAGAAUAAAGCUCAAGGGAUCCAUAAUUUAAUGUGAAGAUUAUUAGAGGAGCACCUGGCAGCAUCUGAUGUCAGCUGUGUUACACUGUAUGUUUGACAUAAAGCUGAUCUUAGGGUCUUAAUGUUGACUCAAUAGGAUAAACACAUCUGUAAAGCUGGUAGAAUCACUUUACCUACUGACCAGCUAAUAAAUAAAUGUUUUUU